AUGGCCACAGCGACCUCGUGCCAGUCGUUAAUAUGCGGGUUGGGAAUCCUCGCGUGCUCGUGCUCCUUCGUCGUUGGCGUGCUGAUCGCCGCGAGGGAACCUCCGGAGAAGCUCAAGAUCGACAAAUACGUCCCUGACGUCGAAUCCCCGUAUCGGCCAUUCUUCAAGCCGCCGUCUCUCCUCCACACAUCCAACAACCCCUCUUCCAGCACCAAGUCUCUCAGCCUCUUCGGCAGCUUAAAGCCCACCGAGGUCUUUGCAGAGACACAGCCUCCAGAGCUUCAACACAUGGGGGAGGAAAAGAAGGAGAAGAUUCCGAGAAGCUGGCUGGGACGGGCAGGGGAGGGCCGGGCCCGGGGGAUUGGGCGAGGAGAGAAGGGAGGGAGGGGAGGUAGAACUAUCCGGAGUGACAGUGGCGGCUCCUUUCACAGUGAUCGCCUCACAGGACAUUCCCAAGGGCAUUCCCAAGGGCAUUCUCAAGGGUAUCCCCAGGAGUAUUAUCAGGGGUAUCCGCAAGGAAAUGUUAACGGGUAUUCACGAGGGGGUGACCCCGGGCAGGGUGUGUAUUCACGGCCUGAGACGCCCUCACGGCCUUCCACACCUUCGCACCCAUCUUCACCGCACUCAUCGUUCCCCGCACACCCUUCCCAUCCCUCACACCUCAGAUCCGACCCAUACCAACAGGGAGGCCCGUCUGUUCCCUCCCAUCUGAAUUCCCCUCGCACUCCCUCUUACCCCUCCCAACCGUCUCACCCCUCUCACCCUCCUCACUCCUAUCCUUCCUAUGCACCCCACCCUUCCAACCCAUCUCACCUGCAGUCCAAUCCCCCUUCCCCAUGGGGUCCUUAUUCCCCCCACCCUGUAUCCCCAUCCAUGCAUCCUUCUGCCUACAUGCCCCGGAAUCACCAUCACCACCCAUCCACGCCCUCCCACCCCUCCUCCAUGCCGCAUUACCCCUCCCACAUGCCCCAUCCCUCGCAACAACCGCCUUACCAUCCACAACACCAUCAAUCAUAUCAACCACCUUGGUACCCUCACCAUUCAUCAUACCCUAGACCACCCAACUACCAGGGUUAUCCGAACCAUCCCAGUGCUGUAGCAGCAGGGGGAGGGGGUGCUUCUCCCUAUGCCAGUCACCCGGGAACCCCCAGGACUCCAGGUUGA
Messenger RNA from Closterium sp. Naga37s-1, 1164 nucleotides. Lineage: Eukaryota; Viridiplantae; Streptophyta; Zygnematophyceae; Desmidiales; Closteriaceae. The record is from the annotation of a GenBank genome assembly.